Messenger RNA from Neodiprion virginianus, 790 nucleotides. It is a transcript of the gene EMC6, whose product is annotated as ER membrane protein complex subunit 6. Bases 151 to 519 code for a protein of 122 amino acids. Gene Ontology annotation, cellular component: endoplasmic reticulum; membrane; EMC complex. Gene Ontology annotation, biological process: autophagosome assembly; protein folding in endoplasmic reticulum. Lineage: Eukaryota; Metazoa; Arthropoda; Insecta; Hymenoptera; Diprionidae. The transcript is spliced from 5 exons. The record is from RefSeq and is a predicted model, not a curated record.
CCCAGACCUGCUAUAAGACCGCGAGUGAAACAUUAAAGGAGACGCGUGCGUGUGUGUGGUGUUACGUGUGCAUGCCUGUGUGUUGGGGUUAAGCGUCGGAGUGAAUUGUAAAUUUUUUCUUUUCAAACCGCAAUUUGAGGAAGCCUUAUCAUGUCUACGAAAGUAAGAACAAAGCAAGAAAAAACCGGCGAGGUGGUCGCUUACAGUGAGGGAGCGGUUAGAAAUAAUUCAGCUGUCGUCGAAUACUGCAGGAUAUCCAUGGCUGCGUUAUCUGGAAGUACGGCUGGACUCUUGGGUCUGACUGGACUCUAUGGUUUUGGAUUUUAUAUAUUCGCUGUAGUCGGGUUAUGGGCGCUGCUUAUGAUGAAAACUGGUGGGCAAUGGAAAAAGUAUUUCAUAAGUAGACAAAGUUUGCUAACAAAUGGAUUUUUUGGUGGGCUAUUUCUGGUUCAACUGUUGCUGUUACAGACGUACGUGUUGUUCUGGACAUUCCUUUUCGGCAUGGUGCAUGUCUACUGAGGGGAGGGAAUACUCAGUAUUUGAAACUUGCUGAAAUUCACAACUGUGCAACAAAUUGCAAUUAUUAUUUAUAAUAAGUGUAAUUUUUUAUUGUAAAUGUUUUCACAUUUAAAUGUAUUUACACCGUUACUCUUCACCUACUUAGGACUGGUGUCGCUUACACCUGAGUAUCAAGUAUACGACGAACUUAAUGUUAACACAAUUAGAAAUUCUUGAUGCUCAUGUGAAUUUUGUACAGGGUGCAUGCAAUAAACCAAAGUACUAUGCGAAA